Messenger RNA from Biomphalaria glabrata, 5484 nucleotides. RefSeq names its product transcription factor TFIIIB component B'' homolog. Gene Ontology annotation, molecular function: TFIIIC-class transcription factor complex binding. The transcript has 12 exons. The record is from RefSeq and is a predicted model, not a curated record. Bases 276 to 2612 code for a protein of 778 amino acids. NCBI's taxonomy places the organism in Eukaryota, Metazoa, Mollusca, Gastropoda, Planorbidae. Gene Ontology annotation, biological process: RNA polymerase III preinitiation complex assembly. Gene Ontology annotation, cellular component: transcription factor TFIIIB complex.
UUAAGACAUUUCAUGCAAUGGCAAUGUGAUUCUUGUGAAACUUGGAUUCUAGAUAGACUUAGACCUAUCUAGAUCUAGACUCUAGAAACAGACAUUACAAUCCUAGAGAUCUCGUAUAGACAAAUGUAGUCUGAUGUUAAUCUUUAUUCUAGACACUCUAGAAUCUAGAUAAACAACAUUAAAAGUUAAAAACACGACACGUGUAACUAGUGUUAGUACUGUUAGUGUAACUACUGAGUGUACGACCGUAACUUUUUGAAGUUUUUGCCGAUACAAUGUCAACAUUAACAGAAAUGAGCCCUUGUAGCUUUGAGCAAGGAAAAGCAGAAGCUUCAAAGGGUAUCACAAGACGUCCACGUUUUGUUAUGAAACCUAACAUCAGGCCAGGACCUAGCAAGCCAAUCAGCACAGGGUCAAAACCUAAGUUGACCAACAGCCCAGCCGCAGCAGAAACUCCACCUAUUGUGAGUAAAUCUGCUCAUCCCACAGGAGAUGAGGCGAACCAUCACACUGAGAAUGAAAAUGCAAAAAGUGUUAGCACUGUGGAUGAUUGCUCAACUAAUCAAACUCAAGCAAUGGAUAAAAAUGCAGAAGUUGCAUCAGUUCCUACAGCAUUAAAUUCACAAGUUACAACUAGAAAUGAAGAGAGUGUAUCCAAGAGUGUAAACAAUUUGUGCGCUGAAGCUUCAAAGAAGAAUGAGAUUCUGCUUCAGGCAACGUCAGCUACAGAUUCCAGUCUGGCAUGUGACAAGCUGGACAAAACUGAUCACCAUGAAAAGCAGUUGAGUGUUAGCAGUAAAAUUAGUGUUUGUGAGGCUGUGCCAGAACAGAAAAGUGUUAAAGAGUUGACAGGAGUAGACCAUCCAGAUACUACCUCUGAAGGUGAUGGGACCUCUGUUUCUGAAUGUAUGUCUUUGGAACCUGACGGUGAAAGAAGGGCAGAUGUUGAGGAGGAUCUAAAGAAAAAGAAAAGAAGGUCAAAAAAACAGAGAACAGAACCUUUGCCAAGUAGAGAAAAGUCACCUGAUCGGCAGAAGAUGAAAAUGAGUGACCUUUUGUCAUGGAAUCCACAACAAAACUUUAUGCCAAAGAAGGUGAAGAAGAAAGACGCUGCUAGCACAUUACCUGAGCAAGUUGGUAGUAAAGCUGAUGAGGACAGAGAGUCCAGCAAUCAAAGUGCCUCACUGCCAGCCCCACAGGUCAUGAUUGGACCAGAUGGCAGUGUGGUUCUCAAUACAGAGAGCCUUUUAAUCCCGAGUGCUCCUGCUGAGACCAAGCUGCCCACUGCUAUAGAAGAAGAUGAUGAUGAUCGCUAUCUCAACACCAACUCCUAUAGAAAGUACAAGAGAACUAAGUUCUGGACAGAAGAUGAAACCGAUAGAUUUUUUCUGGGGCUGCAAAUGUGUGGCACAGAUUUCUCGUUGAUGACAAACCUACUGACUAACAGGUCUAGGCGAGAACUAAAGAAUAAAUUUCAUCGUGAAGAGAAAAGAAACAGACCAUUGAUCGACAAAGCUCUAGCCAACAGAAGAAUGUAUGACCCAGCACCAUUUGCUGAGAUGAUUGCAGCAGAAGAAGUAAAGUUGAAAAAAUUGGCAGAAAAAAAAGUGAAGCCUAAGCCUGAAACGAAGAAAGAUAAGAAGCCAGCCAAGAAAAAAACAGACUCAAAAAGGAAGAAGUCUGUGUCAGAAAAUGAAGAAGAUGACUGGGAUGCAACUGUGGAUGAUGACCAUGAUGACGUGGUGGAAGAAUCUCCUGUCGUCAAGCGCAAAAAGAAGUCAGAACCUAAAGUGCCUGUGUCUGUGAAACCAAGUGCAGCUGAGAAGCCAGGAUUUGAUAGCCAGCCUACAAAUACCAGCUCUCCACCAGCGCAGACAGCGCUGGGCAAUAAUGCACUUCAAUCAAUACCUGGCUCGUCUCAAGUGCAGAUUGAAAUGGAAGGAGUCAACAAUCCUGUCCAGGGUGUCUUGAUCCCCAAAUCAAUGAUCCCACUUAUUGCACCACAGCUGGGGAUCCCAGCCACUGCAACAGACUACCAAGUGCUUCUUGUUCAGGAACAAUCAUCAUCUGGAAGUUUGGUCCAUGUCUAUAUUAUUCCAGACUCAGAGAAAAAAGAUUCCACGCCUAGUUCAGGGUCAGCUAGUCUACCAACACAAUCAACAGUACCUGGGCCAUCUGGCAUAUCAAGUCUUCAGUUAUCCAACAUCUCAUCCCCUGGACUAAUGAAAAAUGUUUCUUAUGGUGCACAGGGUCAAGAACAUUGUGCCGAGACCCAUCGGCCUGCACCUGGUUCUUCACUUGAUUCAUAUGUCCCGAGCAGCAGUGUCUUGGACAGUGCUCACUCUUCACUCAGUUAUCCAGGGCAGCCUUCCUCCAUUGCUUCUCACCACACUGCCGUCGUUUCAGCGCUUUCAGGGCCCUAUCACCAAACACCCAUGGUCCAGGAGGUCCUGUGUAGCCCAUCACAAACAUGCAGUGUAACAGCAAGCACAAAUUACAAUGGUAACACAGUGUUGCCAGUGAAUAGGACGAACCCAAUAAGUGAAGUAAAGUCUAUGAUGGUGGAAGAUGAUCACUUUGAAGAGGAUAGAUACACAUUGACCAGCUUAUAAGUUCAAUGAAUUACAUCAUAACAACUCAGGAUCAAAUUAUAUCAUUCUUUGUGUUGACCACAGUGCAAAUUUCAACAGAUAUUAUUGAAAGAAUAUUUAUAUAUUAUUUUUACAUUUACCAAUUUACCAUUAAUAUUUUGUAAGUCAAUAUUUUGCGAUAUAAUUAUAUCAAUUAUCCAAAAUAAUUUUGUGAAACAAAAAUUUAUUUUUGCUUAUAUAAAAAAGUUUUUUUUUUUUUUUGUAUAUUUAACAAAACAAUUACUAGAAUUGACAUUAUAAAGGACCAACUCAAUUUGUUUGAAAUGUCUGAUCUUUGAUAAAACUGUAUAUGGAAGUUAAACUCAGUGCAUUUAUACUGUGACUGGAAAAACAAAUUAAUGUUAACAACGCUUUAACACAAUUGACACUUGAUAAUCUGACAGUUAUGGGAACGAAGGAGUGUCAGGUUAGCGAAAAUGUCUGAUUACCAAAGGUUAGCCAUACUUCAAAGUACUUAAAUCUAUACGUCAAAAAAAAAAAAUCUAUUUAUGAUGUAUUAAGAUAUUCUCUUAGACUUUCAAGGGUAUAAAAUAAACAAUAGACUAAAAAAAAAAAGAAAAAUAAAUUGAGCUGAAAACUACGAAACCUAUGAUGUCAGCUUUCAUAUACUGUACUCAAUUACAAUCUUAGCCUACCUAUAAUGUUAAAAUAUACUACAGUGUAUAGUUAUUACAUUUACACAAAUUUGUGUUGGCAUCACCUCAGAUUACUGAGAGUCAGGUUAUUAAAUUUUGGACAAUAUAAAGAGUCGACUGUAUAGCAAAGUAUGAAUUGAAAAGUAGCACUUAAUUGUCAUAGUUACACAACAGUUUUAUAAAAGGGCAUUAUAAUCAUGAAGUAUGAAUAGUAACGUUCAUGUCUGGAUGUGAAUGUGAGUGAGUCUCUUAGUUGAAUGCGAGUGAACUAGAAAUCCUAAAUGAAGCGUUCAUUGCAUUUAAUACAUUUCCUUAGAGAGUGAAGAUUGAUAUCUUGUUGGUUGCUAUUUUAACUAAAGUAUUAACAAGAUUUAGUACACUAGUUGUCAACUGUCUCAGGUUUGUCAUGAUGUAUAUAUAUAUUAGUUGAACUUCUUUGAAUGUUUGAAUAAUAGAAUGGCUGACUUGAGAUACACUUUAAAUGAAUCUUCUCUUUACACACGUAUUAUUAUUUUCACUUCCAGAUAGGCUAAUUCUUAACUCCCCUUUUCUUUAGGAAUCCCCCCCCCCCCCUUUUUUUUUCCAUGCCAGCUGUAAUGUUUGGUAUCUGUUUAUCAAAUAAAUCUUACUUUGUAGUAGGAAUGGGCUGCUUGAAAUGGGCUUUCAGUUUCUCCCAAUCAUUAAGAUCCCUUUAAGUAAAGUUCAGAGUUGAGCUGUUAGUGUCUCUACUUGUCAAUUCCAGCAUCUCCACUUGGUGUAGUGUAUUAUUUUGUUAAUCCCUUUCUCUUCUGCAUAAUUCUGAGUCACAAGGUAGCAGUGAUGUAGUUCUAAAUAUUUGUUUCUAUUGUGUUACCUGUUCAAUAGGAUUAGUUGUACAAGAAGUAGUGCAGUCCUUUUUCUUAGGCUGUCUAUGACAGAAGUAAUACAGUCCUUUCUAAGGCUGUCUAUGACAGAAGUAGUACAGUCCUUUCUAAGGCUGUCUAUGACAGAAGUAGUACAGUCCUUUCUAAGGCUGUCUAUGACAGAAGUAGUACAGUCCUUUCUAAGGCUUUCUAUGAUAUUGUACCUUCUGUCCAUCCCGGUGUUGGUAGCCCUCCAACAAUUUUCUAUUUCUACUGAAAUAGCUUGACUGUUUGUUUGAUUGUCUUUCAAAUGUAAGAUAUGCCUGUCUAAAUUUUCUGUUUGGCUGCAGGUCAAGUCCCUUAUCUGUUUGAAUGUGUUAUAUAAACAUUUUGUUGGUUAACACAGUGAAAGUAAAAACUUAUGAAAUAUGUCCAGCAUAAAAAACAAUGUAAAGCUUCAUCCUAACUAAUGAGCAAACCCUUGUUUCUGUGCUGCAGGCUACUGACAUGCUCCUUGUGGGCUAGUUUAUUUGUCUUGCACUUCUACUUACUGUUAUGAUAUUCUUGGAUGCAUCCGAAGCACUUGCGGUAACCCUUUGAGAUCUAUGGGACUGAUGAUUUAAAGAUUAUCUAUUUCUAUGGCUGACGGUUAACGAGGGUGUCAUGUGGCUAGGAUAACAACCAACUGGCUUUACUUUCCCCAACUAGAGUAAGGUGCCCUUUUAGAAUUGGAUGGACAUGGGGCGCCUUAAAAAUCCUGAAAUCUACAGUCCCAGUCCUCUGAGAUUCAAACAUGGGACCUCUCGGUACAGAAGCCAAAUGGUUCACCACUCAUCCACCCCGCACCCAUUUGAUAGUACACAAAGUUUACUUGGUGCCUGCUCUAAAGGGUUAGAUGUACAUGUCUGUGGCAAACACGUGUAAGAAUGACAUAAUGCACCGUUUUACUCCUGUGGAAUAAAUUUCUUUCUAUGAUAAUUUGAAGGUCCUCAACUUGACUUGUUGACCUUACAUGCUUUUUUGAAAAUAAAAUACUCCUACCAAUGCCAGAAGGGUGUAUGUAUAAAAGGAUGUUUGCUAGUAUGUAUUGAGGUACUGACUGCAGUGUUUAGAAUAGACUGCAUGGCCAUUGACAUUAAGACUGUAAAUACUGAGGUCACACUAUGUUGCAAAUGUCAUCUAACAUUUAACUGGUUCAAUGACUUUGUUCUGACAUUUAUGUUGUAGAUAAACUUCCAAUGUUACAUUGACGACAGAGUUACUGCCCAUGGCAUGUACAUUAAUUUAUUGCCUAUCCAUUUGUUUUCCCCUGAAAUAAAUCUUUACACAAAAUAAUUCACAACAAUCGUAUUUGUU